Aspergillus glaucus CBS 516.65 is the source of this 771-nucleotide messenger RNA. RefSeq lists its product as uncharacterized. The record is from RefSeq and is a predicted model, not a curated record. Lineage: Eukaryota; Fungi; Ascomycota; Eurotiomycetes; Eurotiales; Aspergillaceae. The coding region runs from base 31 to 609 and encodes 192 amino acids. The transcript has 3 exons.
AUAAGUUUCCUGAAUAAUAGUACAGACAAAAUGCACGCCCUCCGAGCAACAUUCCAAAUCGCACGCAUCUUCCAGUCCUGCGCGCUGAUUGCCGUCAUCGGCCUGGCGGCCAACUUCAUCGCAGAGAUUGUCAAGAUUAACGCGAAACCGCCGAGCAUUUUGAUUGGGACUAUUACUGUGACUUCCAUCGCCGUGCUAUACUGCAUCCUGACAUCCAUUAUCCUUCUGGAUAAUGUCCUGCCCUUAUUAUACUGUGCGGUUAUUGAUACACUUCUUAUGACGGCGUUAAUCGUCGUCGCGGUAAUUAUCGGACGACCAUUCUCGUAUCUCCAAUGCGCGGGUAUUCCCUCGCUCAUGCGACGAGACGAUGAUACAUCAGCGUAUGCAUUUGCGACGCGGUUGAGCGAGUAUCUAAGCAACUUGAACGGCGGAAAGGUCGACUAUGGAAGUUGGAUCGGAAUAUCGAGGGAAGUAUGUUUGGAGGCCAAGUCGAUUUGGGGGUUGAGUAUUGGGUUAUGUGUGUUAUUCUUCUUCUCAGCAGCCUGCAGUGGAUAUCUCUGGCGCAUGAAGAAAAAGGCCGCGACUGGGGUAGAGAAAUUGGACGGAUAGUCGCACUGCACCGUAUCGCAUGAUUGUCUUUCCAUUGUUGUAUCGUAAUCAAUCACCCCGAACUAACCGGGGGAAUAAUCGCAACCUCAUCUCCAGCCUGAAUCACCCUUCCUUCACUUUGAUAUUGUUCCGCCUCUUCAACAUCUACAUAUUCAUCACCAA